This is a messenger RNA of Caenorhabditis sp. 36 PRJEB53466, 4216 nucleotides long. The record is from the annotation of a GenBank genome assembly. NCBI's taxonomy places the organism in Eukaryota, Metazoa, Nematoda, Chromadorea, Rhabditida, Rhabditidae.
AUGCCGAAACAUCCGAUAGCAGAGGAAUAUCCUGUGGAUAUUGUCGAUCUCAGUGAUGACUUCAAAACUUCGAAAACGUUGGACAUCACCUUGGACGAAGAGAAGAAGAUACACAGAUACUGGAUCAUUCUGAGAAAUGUGAAAUGGUCAGUUUGCAUCGUCAAUGAUCAACGAGGAACAUUUUUCGUUUUUCAGGCAAGUGGAGCUCCGUUCGACUUCGUUCGAGUGCUUUGCAGCCUAUUUCAAGGCGCCUUCCACUUGGUCCGCCGAAAUUGACUUCGAAAUCCGCGCGCACAUCACCAACUCGGUCCGUACGGACCGUUUCGCCGGAAAAUUCACCGGCGCCAACCACAUGCACUUCCGUCAUUUAAAGCUGCACGAGCACAUGGCUCGCGAGAAGCUGAAGACGUUGAGAGUGGAGAUCGUGAUCAAUGUGACGGCUCUCCGCAACUUCGGAAUGUUCCACGACUACUUCGACAUGAUGCCGGAGGAAGAGGAUGCUAUGCUGAAUGUGGAGGGAAGACUCAUUCGCAUCAACAAAAGGUACUUGGCGAUGAUGUCGCCGUUCUUCAAGGCCCUCUUCUAUGGAGAAAUGGGCAAGGAGAAGGAAAUGUUCGACCUGCCGCAUGACAAAUUUCGAGAGGUCCUCACUUUCCUCAGAGUCGUCUACCCCCACAGACAACCAGUCACCAAGAAGAGCCUGGAUUUCCUGCUCGACAUGUCCGAUCGUUACCAGUGUCAGCCACUCGUCGAUGCUUGCGAAAUGUUCAUGUGUGCUCACUAUCACGAGUACCAAAAGAAGACCGAGAAGUGUCUGAUGUACGUGGAGAAGUUCAAGAUGCAGCGUCUUCUGGUAGGAAGUCAAUUACGCUCAAAAAUGCUCAUAAUCGAUCAUUUUCAGCGCGUCGUCACCGAGUUCAUCUCCAUCAGUCAGAAUUCCAAUGAUUUCCGUAAUCAGUCCUACUGGCCGAACCUCUCGGAAAAGACGCAGUUGGCUGUGCUCGAGUACAUGGCCAAGUCCAACAAACAGCAAAAGGGCAUCGAACGCCGUCGCGGAGCAAAUGCUCACAGAGCCAACAUCGACCCGAUCGACGACCAGGACCCGCCGAACGGCCGACUGGUGGUGAUCCCUGAUCCGGUGCGCAACGCAGAUAUGCACGUUCCCGCCGAUCACAUCAAUCCGUACGGACGUUAUCAAUACCGCCCUCAUUUCUUCCGUUACAACUGAGUCUUUCAUGACACUUUGCCCGCAAUUACUUCAAAUCUCGUUAAUGACUGAUUGAAAUAUUUCCAAAUAGACCGAUCACCUGAUUGCUUUCUCCCCUUCUCUUGCGUUGUCCGUCUUCUUCUUUCUCUAUCAUUGUUCCUCCCAACAGCCAUAAUUAAUUAAUUAAUUGUAAUGCCUAGUUCCGAAUAAAGUGGGGAAACACAAGGCAUAGUUACCAUCAAAUACGUUUCCGAAUGUUGAGUUGGUGAGAAUCGUCGAAGUUCGGCGUUAACCAGCUAGAGUGGUAGCUAGUCGGUUGAUCGACAUGGCGACAACUGUCUUUAUUGAUAAGAAUUCAGUAAACUCAAACAUUUCCGACUUUACUGCGAGUAUGAUAUAGUGGAAUUCUAAUGGGUGAGGACUCUCAGAAGCCUGGAGAAGAGAAUACAUAGAACCAUGCUGCAAGCAGCAGCCACUGGAAGCGAGCCACUUGUGUGCGAUUGAUUCGCUUCGCCGUCCCCUCCGUGCCUUCUGCGCACUUCUCCUGCUUCUAUCAUGGUUCUAUUCUCUUAUCGAGGCUUCUUAGAUUCCCUCCCCAUUAGAAUUUUACGACGUCAUCCUCGGAUGCUCGAAGAGCAGUCUCUCCAAGCGAUGAGUGCCACAGGCGUGCGAUCUUUCCACUUCGCCGUCUUCUCCCUGCCUUCUACGCACUGCUGCUGUUUCCAGAGCUGAUGGGCGAGUAGAAGGGAAUAGAAGCAUGCUGAAAGCAGCAGAAGUGCGUCGAAGGCAAGGAGGACACAUGGCUCCGCUCCCUUCGAGUUCCUUCUGUUAGAUUGACAGGCACAGGUGAAUCGCGAAAAGUGUGGAAUUAGUUCGCGAUUUAUCCCAGAUUUUUUCUCCAGGUACACGCGAUGAAGCGAAUUGUUGAUUAAUAACUGACAAAUCGCGAACGGGCAUUGUAUAAUUGACAAAUCCUGCGCAAAUCGCCCAUUGUAUAACAAGCCAAUUUUUCACAAAUCGCACUUGAGACGAGAUAAUUUUAUUAAACGAAAAAAAGUAACAAAAUAACAGAAUGCAAUGUUAGAGACAAAAGAAGAAGUGAAAGAAAAAAUCGAAAAAAAAGAAUUAAGUAGAAAAUCACGUAACAGUCGGCGAUUACUUCUGCGACUCCGUCCUCAUGCUGAAUGUGUUCAUCUUUUCUUUCCUUUUCGAAACGUCAUCGUUUUCUUCCCACACACUAUUCGAAGUCGAACAUUGACUGAAAUUGAAUGAUUGAUUUUCUUUGUAUCCUUCUGAAUCUCACCGUCCAACGACCACGUUGUUCGUUUUGGCGAGGAAUAGGCCGUCUGACACUGUUCGAACUCUGCGCCCGGCACACUCGAAUCACUUUUUUAAAUCUUGGUCGGCAUUAAUAACUUCCAGUUAUUCUCUUUUUCUAAAUUCGUUCGCAUUAUCUGAAAUCUUUUUUCUGAUGCAAUUGAAUCAAAAAACCAUUUUCUCACCUGCGGCUGUCUGUUUCUGGAAGUAUUAGUCGUGGCAAUGAACCAUAACGAAUUGAAAUGCGAAACCUGUAUGCUCUACUUUGGUUUAAUUACAUAAAAAGCAUGCGAAAUUGCAAUAAAAAAACCAACGAAAAAUAUGAAAAAAAUCACAAAUAUUUGAAUUCAAAAAGUGAAACUCAGAGUGACCAGCCCGUUCGCCGAUUUGUCGAUUGUGCACCCUCGUUCGCGAACUUGUCAAUAAUUCACUAAUUAUACAUCAAUCGCGAACAAGCGCGAUUUCUUUAUUAUACACUGUGUUGUGCGCCAAUCUGCUUCUCAUCCCGUUCGCGAUUUGUUGAUAAUUUGUCUACAAUUGGCUCAAUUGUAUAAUUGAUCAACCGCGUUUCACCUGUGGGGAACUGAUCACGACAGGGAACUGAUCGAAGAACGAAAAGGAGAAAAUUGAAAGGAAGAACGAGUUGCUGAUUGAAAAGGUAGUAAAAGUUUUUCAGAAAACUUUGACUGUUCCAAACUGAACAUUUUUUAGUUCUCUGGGCAGCGCAAUGAUUUGAAAGCGGCAGAAGACAAAGCUGAAAAGCUUAAGACCGAAAUCAGUGUUCUGAAACAAUACGUCAAGUCGGUUAACGCUGAGGUACUUAAGCGGUUUUUUUUUCAAAUUUUAUCUUCUCCAUUCAAACUGUUUCGAAGUUCAUAAGUAUAACUUUAUUUCAAUCUUCUGGAUUGCUCGAAAAGAUUUUAUCGGACCUAAAAUUCUAGUACUUCUUUCGGGAAUCAAAUUUCGCAUUGAAAGCUUUUCAGUACGCACAACUCUUGGAUGCUAAUAAGAUAAGUUCCGUGGGAAAAAAGCGGAACAAGCGCGGAUGUGAAGAUUUCCUCCACUUGACUCAUUUUUUUCAGGCUGCCGAUCAACGUCGUGGGUUGGAGGAGACCAUCAAACAGCUGAGAGAGAUGUGCCGGAUACUACAAACGGACUGUGAUAUGCUCCGUCUGGAUGUGGAACAGCUCGAAAAGCAGGUAAGCGCGGCUUUUCAAAUCUUGGAAAGAAAGAAGCAAUUGCUUUCUGUAGCUUGCUUUUUUAAAGUCCUUUCCCGUUCUAUUCGUUUCAAAAUUCAUAACAAUUCGUUUCGAUAUUCUGCCCCGCGAAUUUCUGGCAAUGUCGCUCUAGCGCGGUACCGGUAGCUGCCGCAAUCACUUGGAAAUGUGACAUUUUCUAACUUAGCGGUAAACGCGAUAGCCAGACUUCUGCGGCAGCUGUAGAUGCUUUGCUGUAUUUUGAAUGUUCCAGGCGGAAGUGUGUACAUCUGAGGCGACGUCGGCCGUUGCGAGAGCCGAUGGAAGCAAGGUUCGCCGUAUGAUCUCGAUGAAAGCGCGUAAGAUACUGUUGGAGUACUACGAGCAGGACAGCACUGUCAAAAUUACCAGGAUAGAAGAAAUAGCUGCCGAUCUCGUUGCGAAGACAGGAGAGUCGGAUUGGGACAAGAAACGAGUUAAAAAAAUUUUUUUAUAA